Messenger RNA from Neohortaea acidophila, 1045 nucleotides. RefSeq lists its product as uncharacterized. The coding region runs from base 107 to 919 and encodes 270 amino acids. The record is from RefSeq and is a predicted model, not a curated record. NCBI's taxonomy places the organism in Eukaryota, Fungi, Ascomycota, Dothideomycetes, Mycosphaerellales, Teratosphaeriaceae. The transcript is spliced from 3 exons.
AGUAGGAGCUGGGGUGAGCAGCCGAUGCUGGCGAGCCCUCGCCUUCGCCCAUAUAUAACAAGCCCCCUCGACCGGUAGCAUUGAUAGCGGCCGUGGACCUUCACCAAUGUCUUUCGAAUUCGUUCACGUUACCAGCGAGCGGCCAUUGCUAGAUCGAGCCGCAUCGACCCGCGUCAAAACACAAGUGAUGAGAAACUUCCAUCAGGCUCAAGGACGCGAGCGACGAGAUGGGACGUUUGGCACGACACUUCGAACCGCGGGCUCUAGUCUUAUCACAGAAGACCAGUCUGCGCCGGCCGCUGUUUGCCCCGUUGCAUCCCACGGUGCCUGGGUGUCGAACACCGAGCUCGCACGCAUGGCGCAGACGGUUCAGGCCCACCGGAGAUGGCUAGAGUCUUACCGCAACUCCCAGGAUGCCGGUCCCACAGUCGCCAAUGCAGCAUGGCGAUCUUCAAACUCGCUACUCGUGCUGUAUGCACAGUGCUUGGAGGCCAUUGGCUUGUCAGAAUCCCUCGGCCAGUCGCGGAUAUUCUGGACUGAGGAGCAGAAGACUCGGAUCAAAGUCGGACUUCUACAACUGCUUAUUGACAGGCUAGGAGAUCCCGACACGGCGUUUGAAGACGAAACGGUCGCCGCGAUUGUAUGUCUGGCGAGUUAUGAGCUGUACACAGCAUCGAGCGAGGUGAUCAUGCACCUGCGUGGCGUCAGUGAGAGUCUUCGACUUCAAACACCUCCACACCGCUUCCAAUGCCCGUCUGUACCAGUUUUGAUGGAAAUCGUGGAUCUAUUGCAUGCUUUGGCGAUCGGAAACUCGACACUCUAUACUGACGGUUUGGCCAUGCGAGGUGUCGCAUCGCCCGCGAGUCUCUCAACAGAUCCACGUGCGGCCGAGGACGCCGUUGUUCAUGUUCGGAUGUAAGUACCUGGCUCAAACGUAACCACAGUUGGUACUGCCAAAGCUGACUUGAUCGAAGAUUGCUCGCCGCUUUGGAAGGUGACAAGGAGCGAAGGCCAUGGUAUCUGGCCCAGCUAAGUCGUGCGUUGU